UUUGAACAGACUGAUAUAUUUAUAAGUGAGUAGUAGGUAUUCGCGUAGAACCGAAUGAGGAUAAGCCUAAUUUCAAAUACACAUCAAUGUUCUGAUUGUGAAAAUUAUGUUUGUGGUGUAUAUCAUUGCAGCAAUACCUUUGCUACUCUAUCUGUUUUCAAAAUGGCGAUACACAUAUUGGAGUCGAAGAGGUAUCGAUAAUCCUGAGCCAGAUCUAUUUUACGGAAACUUCAAGAAGAACAAUAAAGAAGAUACAUUCUUUGGUUAUCUACUUAAAGAGUGCUACGAUAAGUAUAAGGCACAAGGUAAAAGACAUUUCGGAAUAUUCGCAUUCUUGACACCGGUGUAUAUCCCAAUCGAUUUGGAGUCGAUCAAGAAUAUCCUUCAGAAUGAUGCCGACCACUUCAAGAACCAUGGGACGUAUUUCAAUGAGGAUGCAGAUCCAUUGAGAGCGCAUCUUUUCAAUUUGGAGAAUGACAGGUGGAAAAACCUCAGAGCUAAAUUGUCUCCCACUUUCACAUCAGGGCAAAUAAAGAUGAUGUUCCAUACCAUGGUCGACUGCACCAAAGAACUGAAAAUAAUCCUCGAUGACCAAGCCACUUCACGAAAUCCCAUUGAUAUAAAAGACGUCUUAGCUAGAUUGACAACCGAUACCAUUGGUUCUGUAGCAUUUGGUGUUAAUUGUAAUAGUCUGAAGAAUCCAGAUUCCGAAUUCAGGCAAUAUGGAAAAAUGAUAUUUGAAGGAACUCCAAGUACAAAAUUCGCCAGGAUUGUAGCGAAUUUCAUACCAAAAUGGUUAUUCACUAAAGCUGGAUUCAAGAUUAUGGAUAAAGAUGUCGAAGAUUUCUUUUAUAACUUGGUAAAAGACACCACUAGCUAUCGUGAGCAGAACAAUAUAUUCAGAAAAGAUUUUCUGCAUUUGCUCAUCCAACUCAAAAAUUUUGGCAAAAUUAGAGAAGACGGUAUUCUCACCAACAAAGAAACUACUCAGUCUAUAAUGACAUUUGAUGAAAUGGCAGCACAGUGUUAUGUAUUUUUCAUUGCUGGUUUCGAAACUUCGGCUUCUACGAUGACUUUCGCUUUAUUAGAACUUGCUCUGAAUGAAGAUAUUCAGGAUAGAUUGAGACAGAACAUUAAUAAUAUUCUGAAAAAGCAUAAUAACAAUUUAACGUACGAAGCUGUUAUGGAGAUGGAUUAUUUGGAGAAAGUUAUACAAGAAACACUUCGGAAGCAUCCGCCUGGUACCGUAUUGCCCCGAAUUUGUAACAAAGCAUAUAAUGCACCAAACUCAGAUUUGGUCAUUCAAGAAGGAACCAGAGUCUUCAUUCCUGCAUAUGCUAUUCACAGAGAUCCAGAAUAUUUUCCUGACCCUAAGAAGUUUGAUCCUGAAAGGUUCAGUGAUGGAAAUAAACAAUGGCCUCCGUUUGCCUUCAUGCCAUUCGGACUGGGACCUAGAACAUGUAUAGGAUCCCGAUUUGGAAAAAUGCAAGCUAAAGUUGGAUUAUUGUCAAUUAUCAAUAACUUUAGAGUGACCUUGAACGAAAGGACCAAGCUUCCAAUAACUUAUAGUUCUGCACUGAUUCCCACUGUCAAAGGAGGAGUCUGGCUGAAUAUUGAACAAAUUUAAGUCAACCAACUUGUUUUGGAUUGAAUUCAUUGUUAUAAUCAUUCAAACACAACGAACCUAUAUCAUCAAUGUUCAAACUGUUCUUAUAUAUUAUGUACUUAUGUUAUACCUAUAGAGUCUUGUAUUCAUAAAAAUCGAUCAGAAAUGAAUUUGUCGUUAGUAUGAUAUAUACCUACCUAAUCCGUGGAAAUAUUCUGUUUGAGAAGCUUUUCUUGAGCCUGAUUUCUUGUUUGUCAGAGCUAUCAUUAGGAUUUGGAUUCCAUCCUAUUGAUUGAAUUCCUUGUUCGAGUUCAUCACCUGAACAAGCUACUGAGUGAAUGGAAAAAUGUGCUGUUGCGAAUUUUGUGGGGAUAUAAUAUA
Messenger RNA from Phaedon cochleariae (mustard beetle), 1987 nucleotides. The record is from the annotation of a GenBank genome assembly. Lineage: Eukaryota; Metazoa; Arthropoda; Insecta; Coleoptera; Chrysomelidae.